CUUUUUCCAGGUAAUCUCUGUUCCUAAACAGGGAGGUAGCCAGGUAAAUAGGCAGAUCUCAAAAUUCAAUAGAACGAAAAACAAUCCAACAGUGCGGUCUUCGGUCUGUGUGAUUAGUUAGCCACCAUGUGUCAGCCGCUGGGCCAGAUGCAAUGCGAGAUCAAGAACAUGGCGCUCUCGGGCGACCCGGAGCUGGACAAUCAAAUACGCAGGUGGAUACGCUGGGACAAGUGUCCUAGCACCGCCUGCCAAAUCAUGGAUGCAGUUCGUGCCAGCGACUGGGAUACGCUGCGCAAGAGACUGUGCAACCGCAUAACGUUUGGCACGGCGGGAUUACGGGCCUGUAUGCGAGCUGGCUUUGAUUCAAUGAACGAGCUGGUGGUAGUUCAAACGGCCCAGGGUCUGUGUAAAUAUUUAAAGGAGCAGUACCCGAAUCCGGAGGAUUGGACCAAUCGUGGCAUUGUCUUCGGGUACGAUGGACGCUACAACAGCCACCGGUUUGCUGAAUUAUCCGCCAUCGUAUUCCUGAGCAACGAAUUCAAGGUGUGGCUCUUUAAGCGCGUUGUGGCCACACCCAUGGUUCCGUACGCCAUAUUGCGAUUGCAGUGCUUGGCUGGCGUAAUGGUGACUGCCUCUCACAACCCCAAGGAGGACAACGGCUACAAGGUUUACUGGUCCAAUGGAGCACAGAUAAUACCACCUCAUGAUGCAGGAAUUCAGGAUGCCAUUAUGGAGAAUCUAGAACCCAUGAGCGGGGCGUGGGAUGACUCUGCGAUGUGCUCCAACACUCAAUUGAAUGACCCCUAUGACAUUGUGGUGCCGCCCUACUUCGACCAUCUCAAGAAGAAGUUCCCGUGCAACCUGCUGGAGAUUAAUGGGCGGUGUCCCAUCACAUUUACCUAUACGGCAAUGCAUGGAGUGGGCUAUGAUUUUGUGAAGACGGCGUUCAAGCGGACCAACUUCCCGCCGUUCAUCUCGGUUUGCGAGCAACAGGAACCGGACCCAGAGUUCCCCACCACGCCCAUGCCCAAUCCCGAGGAGGGCAAGACUUCGCUGGACUUGGCGAUAAAGACCGCAAAGCAGAGCAACAGCGAAGUUAUUCUGGCCAACGAUCCGGAUGCAGACCGCUUGGCGGUGGCUGUACGGCGCGAGGACGGUAGCUACAGGUUGUUUAGCGGCAAUGAGGUGGGCGCCUUGCUCGGCUGGUGGAGUCUGGAGUUCUACAAAAUGACCGUCCCCGAUUGCGAUGUUUCCAACUGUGUGAUGAUAUCCAGCACGGUCAGCUCGAAGAUCCUCAAAGCCAUGGCCGAGCGCGAAGGCUUCACCUUCUUCGACACCCUGACCGGCUUCAAGUGGAUGGGCAACAAGGCCAUCGAGCAGGAGCAGGCUGGCAAGACUGUAUUGUUCGCCUUCGAGGAGGCCAUCGGGUUUAUGGUUGGCACUGCCGUCCUGGACAAGGACGGCGUCAGCGCUGCCACCCAUGUCGCCACCAUGGCUUGCUACUUGCGCUGCACCCAGUGCAUGACGUUGGAGGAGAAGCUGCGGGACAUAUACGAGACAUACGGCUACCACACAUCCAUCUGUUCGUAUGUCAUCUGCCGGUGUCCGCCGCUCAUUGAGAAGAUUUUCGAGCGGCUUCGGAACUGGGACGAUGGCCAGGCGGACACCUAUCCGACGAGCAUCAUGAACGGCGAGUACGAGAUCGAGAGCAUCCGCGAUCUCCACACCGGCUACGACAGCAGCACACCCGACAAGAAGGCCACUCUGCCGACCAGCAGCAGCUCACAGAUGAUCACGUUCACGUUCAAAAACGGAGCUGUGAUCACCCUGCGGACCAGCGGCACCGAACCGAAGAUGAAGUACUACGCCGAGAUGUGCGGCAAACCGGAGGAGAAGAAUUGGAACAAGCUGAGCAGCACACUGAAGAUCAUGGUCGAGGCCACUGUCGAGGAGUUCUACGAGCCAACCAAGAACGGUCUGCAGCGAAAGAAGGAUUAGGCCGACGGCUGCCCAGCUAGCGGAAGCUCUGACGAUCUUUUAGCGAUUAGACCUGGCUAAAAUGAUAUUAUUUGGAUACGGAUAGCACUCAUGCACAAGCCAAAAAGCAACAGCGGGCCAUGCUGUUAACUAGUAGCUACUUAUUGAUAACCAACUGUUACGUUUUCUAUUUACACUAGGGGCAUAUUUAUAAAAGUAUGUAAAUAAACGCAACACCGACACCAGGCACUAGAAACCACA
This is a messenger RNA of Drosophila bipectinata, 2238 nucleotides long. It is a transcript of the gene Pgm2a, whose product is annotated as phosphoglucomutase 2. NCBI's taxonomy places the organism in Eukaryota, Metazoa, Arthropoda, Insecta, Diptera, Drosophilidae. Gene Ontology annotation, cellular component: nucleus. The record is from RefSeq and is a predicted model, not a curated record. Gene Ontology annotation, biological process: carbohydrate metabolic process; purine ribonucleoside salvage. Gene Ontology annotation, molecular function: phosphopentomutase activity; magnesium ion binding.